Molecule: messenger RNA, 1106 nt
Organism: Neltuma alba
Lineage: Eukaryota; Viridiplantae; Streptophyta; Magnoliopsida; Fabales; Fabaceae
Product: elongation factor P-like
Biological process (GO): peptide biosynthetic process; translational elongation
Cellular component (GO): cytoplasm
Molecular function (GO): translation elongation factor activity
Source: RefSeq, a predicted model, not a curated record
UACGUGGUUGCGGCACCAGCAGGGGCUCAGCGAGUUAAACCGCCCCUUAUCUCAAAGUCACGGACGAUUUUGGCUUCUAAACUGGAAGACGAGGCUCCGGUGGUUCCCGGCUUCCGACAUCAAUUCAGACAUGGCGGAAAGAGCGACCUUUAUGCUCUCUUCAUUUUCCACCGUCUUCACUGGGUCCUCCCCAUUUCCAUCAUACUCAUUCACAUCCAAGCUCUCCUUUCGUCCCAUGCUCCAACUUCAUCGGACGCCCUCUUCUACUAGAUUUCUUAGGAUUUACGCCUUAUCAAGCAACGACAUCAAAGUGGGUACUAACAUUGAAGUUGAUGGUGCUCCUUGGCGCGUGUUGGAAUUUCUUCACGUCAAACCUGGUAAAGGAGCAGCUUUUGUGAGGACCAAAAUGCGAAAUUAUAUUACAGGGAGCACUGUGGAGAAAACAUUUCGAGCUGGGGGUUCGCUUGAUGAAGCAGAUGUAUUCAAGGAAACGAAACAGUUCACAUAUAAAGACGGUUCUCAAUUUGUCUUCAUGGACUUGAAUACAUUUGAGGAGAUUCGUCUCUCAGAGCAGAAUGGAGACAGGAAGAAAUGGCUGAAAGAGGGAAUGGACUGCAAUUUGUUGUUAUGGAAUGGAAAAGUUAUUGAUCUUGAACUCUUAUUCACGGUAAAACUCUGUGUUGAUGUGGAUCCAGGACAGGGUGACACUGCGCAAGGCGGAUCAAAGCCUGCAACACUUGACACUGGCGCUGUUGUGAACGUCCCACUCUUCAUAAACAGGGGUGACGAAAUAUUGGUGGACACAAGAAAGGGCAGUACAUGAGUCGUGCUUAAGUUUUCCUAAAUUUUGUAGUUAACCUGCAAGGGUUUGUCUUUCUUGAAUGCCAAGGCAGGGUUUUGUAGCUCAUGCAUAUUAAGCUUUGCGAAUUGGCAUGAUUAUUUGCCGUAUCACUGAGAGGCGAUUCAUUGCGUUAAUUGUAAUCGAGAUGUAGUCAGAAGACUCUUUUUGGGGAUACUUGCUGUGAAAGUUGUAAACCUUGAUCACAUUAAUCCAAUUGAACUCUGCUUUCAUGUUUGGGGGCCUUUAAUGAGAAAUAUAACAGAAA